This is a messenger RNA of Gavia stellata (red-throated loon), 4206 nucleotides long. RefSeq names its product protocadherin 7 (gene PCDH7). NCBI's taxonomy places the organism in Eukaryota, Metazoa, Chordata, Aves, Gaviiformes, Gaviidae. Gene Ontology annotation, biological process: homophilic cell-cell adhesion. The coding region runs from base 1 to 3831 and encodes 1276 amino acids. Gene Ontology annotation, molecular function: calcium ion binding. Gene Ontology annotation, cellular component: plasma membrane. The record is from RefSeq and is a predicted model, not a curated record. The transcript is spliced from 4 exons.
AUGAGGAAGAUGAGGACUCUCCUUGGCUUUGUGCAUUGCUGCUGCUGCUUCUUGCUCCUUCUGCCUCCGCCGCUCUGGGUCAGCCUGGCAGCGGCCAAGCAGCUCCUGAGGUACCGGCUGGCCGAGGAGGGACCCGCCGACAUCCGCAUCGGCAACGUGGCUUCCGACCUGGGAAUCGUGACGGGCUCCGGAGAGGUGACAUUCAGCCUGGAAUCGGGCUCCGACUAUCUUAAGAUCGAUAACAUGACCGGGGAGCUGAGCACCACGGAGCGGCGCAUCGACCGCGAGAAGCUGCCGCAGUGCCAGAUGAUCUUCGACGAGAACGAGUGCUUCCUGGACUUCGAGGUGUCGGUCAUCGGCCCCUCGCAGAGCUGGGUGGACCUCUUCGAGGGCCGGGUCAUCAUCCUGGACAUCAACGACAACACCCCCACCUUCCCUUCCCCUGUCCUCACGCUUACCGUGGAGGAGAACCGGCCCGUGGGGACCCUCUACUUGCUCCCCACCGCCACCGACAGGGACUUCGGCCGCAACGGCAUCGAGCGCUACGAACUGCUGCAGGAGCCCGGCGGGGACGCUGGCCGCCGCGGCGGCGGCAGCGGGGGGGGCUCGGCCUCGGCGGGCGCCGAGAGCGCCCUCUAUCCCGGCGGCAGCAAGCGGCGGCAGGAGGCGGACGCGGCGGCCCGCAGCAGCGUCUUCGAGCUGCAGGUGGCCGACACCCUCGACGGGGAGAAACAGCCGCAGCUGAUCGUCAAGGGGGCGCUGGAUCGGGAGCAGCGGGACUCCUACGAGCUCAGCCUCCGCGUGCGGGACGGCGGCGACCCGGCGCGGUCCUCGCAGGCUAUCCUGAGGGUUCUGAUCACCGACGUGAAUGACAACAGCCCCCGCUUCGAGAAGAGCAUCUACGAGGCAGACCUGGCGGAGAACAGCAGCCCCGGGACCCCCAUCCUGCAGCUGCGAGCCGCCGACCUGGACGUGGGGGUGAACGGGCAGAUAGAGUAUGUCUUCGGGGCAGCCACCGAGUCCGUCAGGCGUCUGUUGCGGCUGGACGAGACCUCUGGCUGGCUCAGUGUCUUGCACCGCAUUGACCGGGAGGAAGUGAACCAGCUUCGCUUCACCGUCAUGGCCAGAGACCGGGGCCAGCCCCCCAAGACAGACAAGGCCACUGUCGUGCUGAACAUCCGCGACGAGAAUGACAAUGUGCCCACCAUCGACAUCCGGAAAAUUGGGCGCAUCCCGCUCCGGGAUGGGGUGGCUAGUGUGGCUGAGGACGUCCUGGUGGAUACCCCCAUAGCCCUGGUGCAGGUGUCAGACCGGGACCAAGGUGAAAAUGGUGUGGUGACCUGCACCGUGGUGGGUGACGUGCCCUUCCAGCUCAAGCCGGCCAGCGAGGGCGAAGGGGAGCCGCAGAACAAGCGCAAGUAUUUCCUCCACACCUCAGCCCCUCUAGACUACGAGGCUGUCCGUGACUACAACGUGGUUAUUGUGGCUGUGGACUCGGGCAGCCCCAGCUUGUCCAGCAACAACUCCUUGCUUGUGCGGGUUGGGGACACUAACGACAACCCUCCCAUGUUCAGCCAGGCCGUGCUGGAGGUCUCCUUCCCAGAGAACAACUUGCCUGGCGAGAGGGUGGCCACGGUGGUCGCCACAGAUGCGGACAGUGGCAAGAAUGCUGAGAUCACCUACUCCCUGGAGGCCUCACCCCUCUCCUCAGAGGCACCAGGCGGCAUCUUCAGCAUUGAUCCUGACUCUGGGGACGUGUCAGUGCAGGCGGUGCUGGACCGCGAGCAACGUGACACCUAUGAGUUCCAGGUGACGGCCCGGGACAAGGGGGUGCCGUCACUGCAGGGCUCCACCACGGUCGUGGUGCGGGUGGCGGAUCGCAACGACAACGAGCCACGCUUCAUGCAAGAUGUGUUCACUUUCUACGUGAAAGAGAACCUGCAGCCCAACAGCCCUGUGGGCAUGGUGACUGUGAUGGACUUUGACAAGGGACGCAACGCCGAGCUCAGCCUCUCCAUCCAGCCUGGCGAUCAUGACCAGGCAGCUAGCAUCUUCUCCAUCGAGAAUGACACUGGCACCAUUUUCUCCACCGUCUCUUUCGACCGGGAGCAGCAGACCAGCUACACUUUUAAGGUGAAGGCAGUGGAUGGAGGCGAACCACCGCGCUCUGCCACUGCCACUGUGUCCCUCUUCGUGAUGGAUGAGAAUGACAACGCACCCACGGUCACCUUCCCCAGCAACAGCUCCUACACAGUGCUGCCGCCCUCCAGCAACAUGCGCACCGUUGUGGCCACGGUGGUUGCCACCGACGCCGACACUGGUCUCAACGCCGACCUCAACUACAGCAUUGUCGGAGGCAACCCCUUCAAACUCUUUGAGAUCGACCCGGCCAGCGGCGUGGUGUCGCUGGUGGGCAAGCUGGCCCCCAAGCAUUAUGGCCUGCAUCGCCUUGUGGUGCAGGUGAAUGACAGCGGGCAGCCACCCCAGUCCACCACUGCCCUGCUCCACGUCUUCGUCAACGAGAGCCUGUCCAACGCCACUGUGGUGGAGAGCCAGGUGGCCCGCAGCCUCCACACGCCCCUGGCCCAGGACAUCGCCGGCGACCCCAGCUAUGAGCUGAGCAAGCAGCGGCUUAGCAUAGUCAUCGGUGUGGUGGCUGGCAUCAUGACCGUCAUCCUCCUCAUCCUGGUGGUGGUCAUGGCCCGCUACUGCCGUUCCAAGGGCAAACAUGGCUACGAGGCUGGCAAGAAGGACCAUGAGGAUUUCUUCACCCCGCAGCAGCAUGACAAGGCCAAGAAGCCCAAGAAGGACAAGAAAGGCAAGAAGGGCAAGCAGCCCCUCUACAGCAGCAUCGUCACUGUCGAGGCUUCCAAGCCCAACGGGCAGCGCUAUGACAGCGUCAACGAGAAGCUCUCGGACAGCCCCGGUAUGGGGCGGUACCGUUCGGUCAACGGUGGUCCGGGCAGCCCUGACCUGGCCAGGCACUACAAGUCGAGCUCGCCUCUGCCCACCGUCCAGCUACACCCGCAGUCCCCCACCGCCGGCAAAAAGCACCAGGCCGUGCAGGACCUGCCCCCGGCCAACACCUUCGUGGGCGCCGGCGACAACAUCUCCAUCGGGUCGGACCACUGCUCCGAGUACAGCUGCCAGGCCAGCAGCAAGUACAGCAAGCAGGUGGAUACAGUGCAGACUACGCAGCACCCUGGCCACAUUGAGGAAUCAUGUAAAAUGAAUCCAUUUCGUAGAGUGACGUUUUCUGUUGUGAGUCAGCCUCAGGACCCGCAUCAAGGGUCAUUGCAGAGUUGCUAUGACAGCGGUCUGGAGGAGUCAGAAACACCAAGCAGUAAGAGUUCAUCAGGGCCAAGACUGGGUGCCCUUCCACUCCCAGAGGACAACUACGAAAGGACUACGCCGGAUGGCAGUGUUGGUGAGGCAGAGCAUAUGGAAAAUGAUUCAAGGCCUCUACCAGAUGUAGCCCUGACGGGGAAGUGUACCCGAGAGUGUGAUGAAUAUGGCCACUCAGACUCCUGCUGGAUGCCAGUUCGCACUUCUCCUGAAAGAAAGCAGAAGAGCCAGCCAAAACUCUCCACUUUCAUGCCUGUUGAUGAACGGGGCAGUCAGGAAAAGCUGGCCAAUGGAGAAGCCUCCCUCAUGGGUGAUCGCAACAGAAACCUCCUUAACAAAAAGUUGACCUCAUCCUAUGAGACCUUCAGCGCGGCUAGUUUCAGCAAAAAUGAAGGCGGCAAUCCAGAGGAUAUCCCCCUUACACAGACAGGGGAAUACAAGCCAUCUCCUGUCAACACUCUAACUAGAAGAGAAGUUUACCUGUAGGCUAAAAAGCAGCAACAAAAUUAUUUCAUAUUAUAAGAAAAAAAAGGGGCAAAAGUCUUAAAAUCAAAACAAUUUUAACAAAAAAUAAGAAACAAAAAAAGGGGGCCACCAAAGAGACAAAAGAUCUGCCUGCCACUUCUGCCUCCAUAGCAGGCAUUUAAUUAUACUGUCUGCCUGACUAUACUGUACAAUGUAGAAAACAUUGUUACUUGCAUGUCUAAUUCCCCCUCACUGAUUUUUAUUUUCCUAAAUCUAUGGUUGCAAAUUCCUCCCAUAGUAAUGAGCUUGAUUAAAAAGAACACAACACACUGUUGUUUCCCCUCUGCAGAAGCAUGAGUUAAGCCACUCAUUCUGUUUGAUUGUCAUCUGGCUUGU